This is a messenger RNA of Phlebotomus argentipes, 3826 nucleotides long. It is a transcript of the gene Synj, whose product is annotated as synaptojanin-1. The transcript has 3 exons. The coding region runs from base 189 to 3725 and encodes 1178 amino acids. Lineage: Eukaryota; Metazoa; Arthropoda; Insecta; Diptera; Psychodidae. The record is from RefSeq and is a predicted model, not a curated record. Gene Ontology annotation, biological process: synaptic vesicle endocytosis; phosphatidylinositol dephosphorylation. Gene Ontology annotation, molecular function: phosphatidylinositol-4,5-bisphosphate 5-phosphatase activity; nucleic acid binding.
GAGAGUUUUUUGUUUGGCCGUGGAGAGUAAAGAAGAUAAUAUUGUGGCUCCGCCGAGAGUGCAGAAUUUCCAGUCAAAUGUGCAAUAGAAAGUGAAAGAAGAGCGCAAUCAGAAGACCAGUGAGAGGCAGCAGAAGCGAUCUUGUGGAGUUUGUGCGCGCGUGAGGAAGUUGCGAAGCAAAAAGCAAGAUGGCAAUGUCAAAGGGUUUCCGUGUGCUGGAGAAAAAACAACCCCCGAGUCCGCACAGUGUCAUCCUUGAGCAUCGCAACAAAUCCGAGACUCUCCUGUUUGAGUCCCAGGCCGUGGCUGUUCUCUCCGCCCAGGAGACAGACGCAAUAAGGCGGCAAUAUGUGAAGAUUGCGGACGCCUACGGAUGCCUAGGCGUUCUGCAGCUCAAUGCCGGCGAGACUUCGGUGCUGUUCCUCGUUCUGGUGACGGGAUGCAUAAGUGUGGGCAAGAUUGCGGACGCUGAGGUGUUUCGCAUCACUCAGACGCAAUUUGUCUCGCUGCAGCAUCAAGUGCUGAGUGAGGAGAAGAUCUCUGAGGUGCGGAAGCUCCUCAAUUCGGGCACUUUCUACUUUGCAUGGAGCACAUCGCCGGUGAAGCAGCAGAUCUUCGACAUAACCAUCUGCGCCCAGCGAAAGCGCCGCACAACGGAGACCGACAAUCGAUUUUUCUGGAAUCGAAUGCUGCACAUUCACUUGAUGCGGUACAGCGUGGACUGCGACUUCUGGCUGCUGAGGGCUGUCUGUGGCUCCGUGGAGAUCAGGACGGUGUACGCGGGAAGUCGCCAGGCGCGAGCUGCCAUCAUCUCGCGACUGAGCUGCGAGCGAGCGGGCACGAGAUUCAACGUGAGGGGCACGAAUGACGAGGGACACGUGGCGAAUUUUGUGGAGACAGAGCAAGUGAUCUAUCUGGACAACGACGUGACAUCCUACGUGCAGACGCGAGGUUCUGUGCCGCUGUUCUGGGAGCAGCCGGGCGUCCAAGUGGGCUCACACAAGGUGAAACUCUCUCGCGGCUUUGAGGCCUCAAGAGUCGCCUUUGAUCGGCACAUGAGCAUGAUGAGGAAUCUCUACAACGCUUACGCAAUCGUGAAUCUCCUGGGCACGAGUCUGAUUGGGAGCAAAGAGGGUGAGGCAAUGCUGAGCAAUGAAUUUCAACGUCAUCAUAAGGAGUCAGACAACAUGGAUGUUCCUCACAUUGUCUACGAUUACCAUCAGGAGUGCCGUGGUGGGAAUAUGUCAGCCCUCGCGAAGUUAAAGAGUCGCCUGGAGAGUCUUUGUGCCCCAUUCGGGCUGUUCUUCAUUGCGGAUGAUCAGGUGAUGCGAGAGCAACGCGGCGUGAUCAGGACGAAUUGCUUGGAUUGUCUGGAUCGCACAAACUGUGUGCAGACAUACUUUGGCCUGGAUGUGCUGAGUGAGCAGAUUGCCCUUUUGGGAUUGGCGGACAAGAAGCAGAUGAUGGGACGAUUUGAGGAGGUGUUUAAGCAAAUGUGGAUCAACAAUGGCAACGAAGUGAGCAAGAUUUAUGCCGGAACGGGAGCAAUUCAGGGUGGAUCGAAGCUCAUGGAUGGCGCUCGAAGUGCGGCCAGAACCAUUCAAAACAAUCUCCUGGACAAUUCCAAGCAGGAGGCCAUCGAUAUUCUCAUUGUGGGCUCGACGCUGUCGUCUGAAUUGGCGGAUAGGGCGCGAAUUCUGCUGCCCUCGAAUAUGCUGCACGCUCCGACGCCUGUCCUGCGGGAGAUGUGCAAGCGAUACUCGGAGUACGUCCGACCGAGACCUCUGCGAAUCGCCGUGGGAACGUACAAUGUAAAUGGCGGCAAGCACUUCCGCUCGGUGGUGUACAAGGAUGUCUCGUUGGCUGAUUGGCUGCUCGAUUCGCACAUUUUGGCGCGCACAAAAUCGCUGGUGGAUGUGAGUCAGGAUAUUUCGCCGGAUGAGGAGGCGAUGCCCAUAGAUGUGUUUGCGGUGGGCUUCCAGGAGAUUGUGGAUCUCAAUGCCAGCAAUAUUGUGGCCGCCAGUUCGGACAAUGCCAAGGCAUGGGCUGAGGAAUUGCAGCGUGUGAUGAGUCGCGAGAAUCCUUAUGUUCUCCUCACGAGUCAACAGCUGGUUGGCGUGUGUCUGUUUGUGUUUGUGCGCCCGGAGCAGGCACAGUACAUCAGAGAUGUGGCGGUGGAUUCGGUGAAGACUGGACUGGGUGGUGCGACGGGCAAUAAGGGUGCUGCAGCCAUAAGAUUCGUAAUUCACGGCACUUCCAUUUGCUUCGUGUGUGCUCACUUUGCAGCUGGCCAAAGUCAAGUGACUGAGAGGAAUGCCGACUAUGCAGAAAUUACCAGGAAGAUUGCUUUCCCAAUGGGCAGAUCUCUCAAAUCUCACGAUUACGUCUUCUGGUGCGGCGACUUCAAUUACCGAAUAGAUAUGGAUAAGGAGGAGAUCAAGGAGUACGUGCAGCAGGGACAACUGGAGCCUGUGCUGGAGAAUGAUCAACUGCGAAAGCAACAAGAGGCGGGAAAUGUGUUUGGGGAGUUUCUCGAAGGGGAAAUUACAUUCCCACCCACGUAUAAGUAUGAUCUGUUUAGCGAUGAUUAUGACACUAGUGAGAAGUGUCGCGCUCCGGCGUGGACAGAUCGUGUUCUGUGGAAGCGUCGCAAGCCACAUCCGGACGCUGAUAAGUCGCCAAACUGGACAAAUGGCCAACUGAUCCACUAUGGUCGAUCGGAGUUAAAGCAGAGUGAUCAUCGGCCCGUGAUUGCUAUCAUUGACAUCGAAGUGUCGGAGAUUGAUGUGAAUUGCCGUCAGCAGGUGUUCCAGGAGGUGAUGUCCGAUUUGGGACCACCGGAUGCCACCAUUGUGGUGCAGACAGAAGACGCGGGCGAUGAUGAGAAGGGCGAGGGGAGUAUUUAUGAUGAGAACAUUAUGACGGCGCUGAUUCAGGAGCUGGCGGAAAUCGGUGAAGUGACUCUCGUGCGAUAUGUCAGGGAGACAAUGUGGGUGACUUUCCGGGACGGUCAGUCUGCCCUCACGGCGGCUAGUAAAGAGCGAUUGCAGAUCUGUGGCGUGGAGCUGCUGCUGAAACUCAAGACGGACAAUUGGCUAUCUCUGGUGGAGCGAGAGAUUGCCAUCUGCUCACCAAACACCGUGCCAUUCUGUGACAGCAGUCUGACCAACUCUGUCACGCCUGACUACAAUUGCUUGGGCAUUCCUGAAGUACCAAUGCGUCCACCUUCUGCUCCGGGAGUGCCUGCUAAGCCACCGCCGCCAUCGCGACCUCCUCUGCCGAAGUCUCCGCAGGCUUCGCCCAAGCAUCUGCCCUCGAGAGCCGGCGUGAUUAGUGUUACGGCUGAUAUUCUGGGCAAGGCGAAGCCUGUCGUUCCACCGCCACCGGCUGGAAUGCACCCAACUCGACCGCCACCGCCUCCGGUAGUGCCGAGUGAGUCACCAGUGCCGCAAUCAUCGCCGCCGGCGGACACAGGGGCUAUUUAUGAGGAGAUCAACGAUGAUAUUGACAUCCCGAAGCCUCGGGAACCAGCACCAGUAUUGCCGCCACAGGCUAACGAUGUCUACGAUCUCGAUUCGACGCCCACUCACAGUCCAGUGAAGAGUGUGCCGCCAGCUGGAGCUCCGCCACCCUUGCCAAUGCGUCGCAAUGCACCGCCCCCGAUCCCAGGUAGGUCAGGCAUCCCACCACCCCUUCCGGCACGACCCAGCAACCAAAACCCGUAGAUUGUGGAGAGACGACGCGCCCAGAAAGUUACUCACUAGCGAAUAAUUAUUGAAAAAAAAAAAGAUUUAUCAGAGAUAAUAUUAUGAUAUAUUAGUGCAAA